This is a messenger RNA of Seriola dumerili (greater amberjack), 861 nucleotides long. RefSeq lists its product as uncharacterized. Gene Ontology annotation, cellular component: membrane. The transcript is spliced from 7 exons. The record is from RefSeq and is a predicted model, not a curated record. The coding region runs from base 52 to 675 and encodes 207 amino acids. NCBI's taxonomy places the organism in Eukaryota, Metazoa, Chordata, Actinopteri, Carangiformes, Carangidae.
CAUUACUCGAGCAAACACUGGACUACGGCACCGACUACACAGCUGCACAAGAUGUCUGCUGAGCUCUACUGUAUGGGUGGACCAGGUGGGAAUAAUGCAAGUCUGCAAAGCACCACAGUGGGGGGCAGCAAACCUUUACACCGCUUCAUUAAGGGGCAACCGAAGAUUAUUGGCAUCAUUGUGCUGGUCUUGGGCGCCUCCUUUUUUAUCCUUUCCAUUGCAAUAGUGGGAGACAGCGCUGGUCAACCUAUAUGGACAGCCAUCCCGCCUGGGUUCUUGCUGGGAACACUGUUCAUGAUAUGUGGGAUUCUGUAUAUUGUGACAGAGCACAACCCGACCAAGAAAACAGUCACCAUAUCGUUGGCUCUGAGUGUUGUGACAAUACUUGGGGUAUUUUGGACUAUUUUGCACAUCCUGCCCGAAUUAAUACACAGCCACUACGUCAGGCACUAUGACUUUCCUGAAGACGAUACAACAGAGAAUGAUGAUGUAGCAUGGACAUCAUCUCAUGAGGCCAUGGGAUUGGUUGUGGAGGCGACCUUUGUAUUCUACAGUUUUGUUGGUGCAAUUAUUUUCAUUGUAAUGUCAACUCUGGCCGGUGCUGCUCUGCGUUCCACAAACAGCCAGGCCAUUGUAGUGAUGACUACUGCACCACCUGAAACUCCAGCUGAAUGACGAGGACAAGACGGAGGCCUGCAGACAAAUUGUACAGAGAGAAGAAAUAGGAAGCAUACAAAGACAGCAAAAUAUUUCUCUUAGUGGACACAACAUAAUAUUUGACUCCCUAAAUACUACCCAGUUCUCACUAGCAUGUUGUGGUCAUUGUAGACAUUGCAAUAUAGAUUGUAUAUGUAUAUGUGA